Messenger RNA from Exophiala mesophila, 1098 nucleotides. RefSeq lists its product as uncharacterized. Lineage: Eukaryota; Fungi; Ascomycota; Eurotiomycetes; Chaetothyriales; Herpotrichiellaceae. The record is from RefSeq and is a predicted model, not a curated record. The transcript has 2 exons. Bases 1 to 1098 code for a protein of 365 amino acids.
AUGCCCAGACCGCUCAAUUUGCACAAGUCGUAUGCUCACCGACUAGCAUGCCGCUCGCUCUACAGGGCACUCCUUAAACAAUGCGCCGAAUUUCCCACUGCCAGUCCUGAGAGCCUAGCCUCUCCUUCGAAGACGGUUCAAACCCUGCAAUCUCUCGUCCGAUAUCGUUUUCGCCGAGACCGAGCUCUCUCAUCACCAUUUUCCAUCAUCAACGGGCUGGACACUGGUAACAGGGUCCUCAGUCUUUUGCAGCAAUGCACUCUGAAAUCACCAGUGGCGUUGAGCCAGCUCAGCACUCUGCUGGGCUCGAUCAGCAGACGGGCAAGUGAGAAAGAUGCGGUGGCGGUACGCAAUGCCUCCUUCUGGAAGGCUCCACCAGUUCAUCGGCAGGCGCACAUCGCACACCACCAACAUCUUUCGCGUAAAGAUGUUCAAAUCGGAACACCCGGGAAUCCAGUCAUCUUUCAGCACCCGCGGCCCCUAGCCGACUUGUACGGUACGGUUCGCAAGGUGCCGAGAUAUAUCUUGGCCAACGGGAUUCCGCUGCUCAAAUACCCUGGCCCGCAGCCGGCCCUGAUGAACAGAGUGCUCCGCCAAAAACUGCUCUGGCAGAUCAAAAACUUUGAAAAGCUUCGCGCUCUGCAGCAGGGGGUCCAUCUCGCCGAGACCGAGGAUGACUGGGAUCAAAUCGUCCAGGACCACUUUGGAAUCGACGAGGACCAGGUGGCGGAAGCUGAGUUGACAUCACCACCGCUUCCAACCAAUGGGCAGUGGCAGCAGCAUCGGCAGCAGCGAAAUCAAGCAUCUCGUAAUACAGACCGUACUAAAUCUCCAGACUCGUGGACAAGAACGUGGACCAAGGCUGUGAGAGACGUGGGAAAAGCCUAUGCUGAACGACAAAAGCAGCAAUUUGAAAUGGGUCGCAAGCUUUACCAGGUUUUUAAAGACGAGCGCGACUUAAGAGAGACGGAGCGAAGAGCUGCCAAACAUGAGAGGAGAAUGGCCAGGAAAAGAGCACAAGGUCUGCCGGAGUCGCCUUGGGACCAAGUUGUCGAGACGCCUACUCAGCUUGGGAUCAAAAAGGAAGAUGGUGAGUGA